This is a messenger RNA of Closterium sp. Naga37s-1, 567 nucleotides long. Lineage: Eukaryota; Viridiplantae; Streptophyta; Zygnematophyceae; Desmidiales; Closteriaceae. The record is from the annotation of a GenBank genome assembly.
AUGAAGGCUUUGGUUGCCGAGGGCUUCGCGAUCGGCGGCGGCGUGAGGGGAGCAGGAGGAGGGACAGCCCCAGGCAGCCGCGUGUCGUACGGAGGCGGGAGUGCGGCGACGGUCGCAGGUGCGCAGGCGGGAGUCGCAGAUGAGGGGGCGACGGUCGCAGGUGCGCAGGCGACGUUCGCGGAUGCAGGGGCGAGGGUUGCGGCUGCGCAUGCGACGGUCGCGGAUGUGGGGGCGACAGUCGCGGGGGUGCGCAGGCGGCGGUCACGGAUUCGGGGCGAGGGUCGCGGUGCACAGGCGGCGGUCGCGGAUGCGGGGGCGACGAUUCGCGGGAUGUCGGAUCUGCUUCCGCUAGUGGGAAGCACCGCUGCAGCAAGGGCAAGGGUGGCAGGGGUGGUGGAGGUGGCAGCGGGGGUGGUGUGGGGGCAGCAGUGGAGGGUGGUGGAGGCAGUGGAGGUGGUGGCAGCGGUGGGAGUGGUGGCGGGAGUGGGGGCUUUGGUGGCGGUGGUGGAGGUAGCGGUGGGAGUGGCGGUAGUGGCAGCGGUGGGAGCGGUGGUGACCCAGGUAUAG